Messenger RNA from Hermetia illucens (black soldier fly), 3324 nucleotides. RefSeq names its product ADP-ribosylation factor-like protein 5B (gene Arl5). Gene Ontology annotation, molecular function: GTPase activity; GTP binding. Gene Ontology annotation, biological process: protein localization to Golgi membrane; vesicle-mediated transport; intracellular protein transport. The transcript has 5 exons. The coding region runs from base 589 to 1128 and encodes 179 amino acids. Gene Ontology annotation, cellular component: cytoplasm; trans-Golgi network. The record is from RefSeq and is a predicted model, not a curated record. NCBI's taxonomy places the organism in Eukaryota, Metazoa, Arthropoda, Insecta, Diptera, Stratiomyidae.
CUAAUUUAGAACAAAAUGGCGUUGACAGCCGUAGUGACAAGUGUGUCGAUCGCUCCGUAGCUCCGUGAAAUGUUUUCGAUAAAAUUCGCGACUAAAACAUUGUAAAUUCCCCAUUUCGAGACAGAUCCCUCCCUGACCUCGUUACCUUUCCCCCACAUAUGAAUUCCGUGCGGAUUGCCAACGAAAUUCAGGUGAAAAGUGGAAUAAUUCGAAUCGCGCCCUGGACAACGGCAGCGAGCACGACCGCGAAUGUGAUGAGUCCUCAGUCGUGAACAGAACGAAAUUCCUGUCGAGACGUUUUUUGUUGUGCUACAACCCGCGAGUGAAAAUUGACGGGCUGACAGCGGGCCACACUGUGAACGGCAAGUCGUGCGUGAGGAGUGGCGAGUGGAGUUUGCUUUAUGACGACGAGUGGAGUUUUUGCAUUUGGUGUUUCGUGGGAAAAGUGCUGUCGAUAUCGCCCGUCGCUGGCUGGGUGAAUAAAAUUCAGGAUUCCAAGGUGCAAUUCGACACGCGGGAAGUGAGUGUGUUUCGGCUGUGUAAAAUCGUUCUUAGCCCGCGCGUGUGAGUGACGAAAACUGCGUCAAGAUGGGUUUGCUGCUGGCGAAGCUGUGGAGCAUGUUUGGGAACGAAGAACAUAAACUAGUUAUGGUCGGUUUAGAUAAUGCAGGCAAAACGACAAUUCUUUAUCAAUUCCUUAUGAAUGAGGUUGUGCACACAAGUCCUACGAUAGGCUCAAAUGUUGAAGAGGUUGUGUGGCGAAAUAUACAUUUUCUGGUGUGGGACUUGGGAGGACAACAGAGUUUACGAGCUGCAUGGAGUACAUACUAUACAAAUACAGAAUUCAUCAUAAUGGUGAUCGAUUCGACAGAUAGAGAACGCUUAGCUGUAACACGUGAAGAAUUGUACAAGAUGCUUCAACAUGAAGACUUAUCAAAAGCUAGUCUACUCGUAUACGCAAACAAACAAGACUUAAAGGGCUCAAUGUCAGCAGCUGAAAUUUCCAGACAGUUGGAUUUGACGUCAAUAAAAAAACAUCAGUGGCAUAUACAGGCAUGCUGUGCGCUCACAGGAGAAGGCCUUUAUCAAGGUCUCGAAUGGAUCGUGCAACGUAUCAAAAAGAAAUGACAGACAAGUGACGACUACGACGACACAUAGUAAAUAUUAUGAUGUACCGAUAAAUUAUUAUUACUAUUGUAUUACAUAAUGCGUUUCCCUAUAUUCCCCCCCCCCACUUCUAACUGCGCUAGACUGCAACCCAAACAGUUAUUUUUUAUUCCUUGAAUCAAUAUCAAAUAAUAUCAACUUUUACGAAGAUAGAACUAUUGUUGAAGAAAGUGCGAAAAGAAUGAUACAAUGUAAAGAAUAAUAUUUUUUGGUAUUAUUUUUUUAACGUUUGCGAUAUGUAGACAACAAUCAAUAGAAGAUAAUGAAGGAACUAUUGCUGUAUAUUUACUAAUAAAAAUUCAAGAAGAAAUAAACUCAAUAAUAAUUUUUCUACCUGUUGCAAAGUAACCGAUAAAUCACUGACCCAUUGCGAGAGAAUGAUAUACAAACGAAAGUAUGAAAAUUUGUGAGCGUUGUUGAAAAUCAAAUCAAUAGGAAACCAUGUCUCAGCUGGAAGUAAACGGAAAACCAAACAAAAAUAGUGAUUAUGUAAGAAAUAAGUCCGUUCAAUGAUUAAACUCAUGUUUCAGAUGAAUGCGCGGAUGGUACGAAUCUUUGUUGUUACAGAAGUAUAAGGAGGAAAGUAGAAACAGCUUUUCAUUUGCUUUCGUGAUGAAAUGAGAUUCCACCAGUUUUUAUUACAACCUUAGAGAAGUCAGCGUCAGAUAUCAUUGAACCUUCGCCAAAAUUAUGCGGUUUUAUUGUUAUUUCUCGCUCGUUCCGAAGUUCAGUGAUUUCUCAUUGAACUGAUGAACGCAUCGAAAUUCAUGCAUUCAAUUGCAGUAAUCAAGUCGAUCACAUUUAUGAAGGUUACGUUUGAAUUCAGGAAAAACUAUUAGAAAAUUCAAUGAUCUGAAUAAACUCUCCAUCUCUGGUAAUCGAAAUGAAUUUCAGAUCAAAAUACUUUUCUUAUUUUUGUAAAUUUGUGUUCGCUUAGUUGUUAUAGAUAGAAUUGAAUAAAAUGUAAAAUGAGAAAAAGUCAAUGAAUGAGUAGUAGAUUUUCUAUGAAUUAGUUUCGAAUUAAUUAUCUAAGUGAGAACAGAUGAAAAUUAACAGAUAAACUAUUGCUCUUAGACUCUAAUAGUGUAAGGAUGUUAUUUUAAGUCUUUAUAUAUAGACGUACGAUGUAUUUUAGUAAAAUUACCUCUUUCUGAUGCAUUUUUUGUUUUAUUUAAACGUUCAAUUUGAAACAGGCGAAACUUGCUUAGCUUGGCUGCUAUUCACUUUACGCUUCAGUUAAUUCCCUUCAAAAGCCAGAGCCUGAUCUUCAAAAUAUCCAGUCGUUUCCAACUACUUUCAAUUUAUUCUGAAGCAACCCUGAUUACUGCAUGCGGCAUUAUCAUUCAGUGCUGACAAAUAUGAAGUUCAAGGUACGAUACAAUAUCGUACACAAUUCAGUACAGCUCCUCGCAUGCAUGCACAUUUUUUCUAACAUCAACUGUAUAAGCUUUUUUCAAAAUAUCAUGGACGAAUGAUCUUCCUUGAUUUAAAAGUCCCUGCCUUACGGGAUCCUAUGUAAAUUUCGAAGAAACUAAAUAGUCGAUAGUAAGAAAUAAGCUCAGCAUCACCAUCCUAGGUGAUCUCAAAAUGCUUUCAGAUACGCAACAAACUAUAACGAGAUAUCUAGCUCGAGAAGCAACUUCCUCCAAGCCGCUUCACUCUCAUUUUGUAUAUAAAUUUUCAAGUGAUUUCCGAUUGUUAAACUCUCACUAUAACUUGAAACGGUACAAACUAAUCGAAACCUUUGUUAACACUUGCGUUUGCGCAACGCCAUAUGCUUCUGCACUAUUCAAGGUAAAAUCAUUUCCAUACACUUUAUUCACUAGUUUCCAUCCACAACCUCACUCAAUAAAAGCAAUCAAAAAACCAAACACAAAACCUAGGGGAAAGGAAUGCAACACAAAAAAAAAAUUAAUAAAAAGAUGGCAAAUAUUCCCCACAUGCUUUUCCUCUGUUAAUAGUAACAUUUGAUGCAAACAAAAAUGCAAAAAUUAUUACACUAAGCGGUUUAGAUAACAAAUAACAAUAGAUUGUAAGAUGUGAACAAACGCGACGAGGGAAUAAAUAAUAAUCUCUACUGAGAUUAGUGUAAAAUAUAAGAGAAAUAAUGAAGCAAAUAAAAGAGAAAUUUUAUUGUAUUUAUUCUAAGCCUUAAAA